Molecule: messenger RNA, 1366 nt
Organism: Ochotona princeps (American pika)
Lineage: Eukaryota; Metazoa; Chordata; Mammalia; Lagomorpha; Ochotonidae
Exons: 15
Coding region: 79-1233 (384 amino acids)
Source: RefSeq, a predicted model, not a curated record
CCCCUCCUUCCUAUCCCACACCCUCACCAUCUCCCCCUCCUGUCUGGCCUCUUGGGGGCACCCUGAGAGGACCACAAUAUGGAGGUGAGGAGGUGGCUCUUUUGGACUUUGUGCUGGAGUUUUCCAACUACAAAGAAUAAUCUGCUUGGGAUUCUGCCUUGCCAAGUACAUUUCUGUGUACUGUGUUUUGGACUUCCCUGGAACUGCAUUAUUGGUGCUUUCCUUGUAAUUUCUACUUUUAAAAAUGUUUUCUGGAGAACCAACACUGCUACAUUGAGAAAAGAAAAAUCUACAGAGAACUUGAACAACACUAUAUCGGAGGUUAAAAUCACCAUUGAUGAAUCCUUGCUGGGGGACGCAACACCGAAGCAUGAAGACAAGCUCUCCAAGAACCCUGCCGACACACACGUUGUUCGGGAUCUUCUGGAUGAUGUUGGUGCUGGGCGAGGAGUUCUGCCUGAGGGCACCUACCAGCAGGACAAAGUUGGCGCAGCAGGACCCAAAGCCUUGAGUUCCAGUACUAAUCAUUUGGAAGAAAAUAUACAGAACCUGAAAGUCAACUGUGAUUCACUGGCAUUUGCCAAAGCCAGAAAGGAUUCCAAAUUCAAAACUCUGAUGACGCAGCUGAACUAUACUCUCAAAGACAGACAGACGGCUGCAGAGGAGGAAAAAAUGAUGGAGACACCGAAGCAGAUCCAUCUGGAUCAGCUGCUCGCCGAAAAAGAGCAAAAGCUGAAUCUGGUUACAGCAGAAAUAGAAGCCUGCAAGAGGAAAAUUCAAGAGUUGCAGAGAGAUCUGCAGGAGAAGGAGUACAUCUUAAUGCAACAGGUUACCGCCCAAUACAGAAAGUGUCAGGAAAGCUGGUACACAGCCAUGGCUUUGGAGUGGGAGCUGGCAUGGUACAACAGGGAGGUCAAGCGCUCGAAGUGCAGACUGGAUAUGAAGCAGCCACAAGAGGGGUACAAGAGGCAGAAUCCAGCAGUGGGAAGACCUGGCUGGCAGAACCAGACAUGGAGAGUUGCAGGUGCUCAUGCUGGUCCCAUGAGGAGCAGUGGCUUAGGCCCUGCUGAGGACUCCCAGAAGACAAAGGUCAACAUGGAGUCACCGAGGCACCCUCCUUCCCGGGGAAUGCGUUGCUACAAGAAUGCCCCUAAGCUGGUCAAGAACCGAAGGCUACGUCUGAAGUUUCAGAGCACUCUGGAAACGCUGUAUGAGUUGCCUGAGCCAUCCUAAACAUGCUGUGCCGAUGAUACACCUUGAAGAAAUGAGCCAUGUUCACUUCUCCUUGUUCUCCUUGCUCCUGUACACCUCUUCCCUCUUGGCAUCCUUAAGAAUGUUCCCCUAAUAAACCUCAUGUGAUCCUGUC